CCCUCAGCCCCAGCCCCCCUCCGGCCACGCAGCCAAUCACAAUCGGGCAGGACCGUACUCCUCAUCCAAUCAAACACCCCCGACCCCUCUAUCCCCUCUACCGAGCCCCUCCACCAAUCAGAUUGCUGGGAUCCCCCCCUACCCAUCAGCCCCUGCUUCGGCAGGCAACAUCCCAUUACCUGCCACAGGUGUGUCAACUUCCUGUCCAUCUGGAUGCAGGCCCUCUCCCUAUCAUAGCACUUUAAAUAGUCAUGGCUCUUACAGUAGCUCUUACCAUGGCAACAGUCACAAUGUUAAUGUCAUGGCAACAAACAACAGCAGUACCACCAAUGGUGGUACCCUGAACAACAAUACUAAUAGCACACACUUGCAGUCCCUCUCUCCACAAAAUCCCCCUAAGGUCCAGCUUUCACACGGUACCCCUGGUGGUCCCCCUAUGACCAACCCCGUUGGUUCAGAUGGUCCGCCUGAUGCCCCGAUUGGCUCCUUACAGCCGCCAGUCAUAAAGGAAGAACCAAUCGAAGAGAGAGAGGAGAUAGAAAGCCCGAUCCCCGUCCUGAGAAGUCCCUCCCCCGAGCCGAAGCUUGUCGACAUUCCAAUCCAUGCCAGCCAAUCAGCUCGGUUCCACAGGGUACUAGACCGAGGCAAUGGGAACUCCUGUGCCCGCAGCGAUGUUCUCUUUGUUCCGUUGGACGGUUCCAAGCUGUGGAAGAAACGGAACGAGGCGAUCGAGCGAGCCAGAAGAGAGGUGGAGCAGCGGGCCAGAGACCUGAGGGAGAAAGAGAGGGAGCGAGAGAGGGAGAGGGAGAGAGAGAGAGACCUGGAGAGACAACUACAGCAGAAGGAUAAUCCCAGUACCACACCUGGGCCACUAGGGGCAGGAGGGCCUCGCCCCGGUGCCUCCCUCUUCUUCCCCAAUUCCUCCUCGAUCCUGCUAGACCCCGCCACUUCCUCCGCCUCUGUGGUCAACCCCGCCCACCAGGUCUCCCACGCCCACGCCCAGCACCACCACCAUGCCCACCACCCGACUCACGUUCACUCUCUCCACCACUCCCAUCCUCUCCACCCCUCCCUCUCUCACAGCAUCCCUCACUCCCUGCUCCUGCCUUCCAUGGGGGGGCAGGUGGUGGGGGGCCCACAGGCAGCCCUGGGGCUGGGCCUGGGGGGGCCUUACCUGGGCCCUGACACGCCUGCUCUGCGCACGCUGAGUGAGUACGCCCGUCCCCACGCCAUGUCCCCUCUUGGGGCCGCCGCACGGGCACAGCAAGGCCACCACCCGCACCUCCACCCGCACGUACACCCCCACGCACACGCACACGCACACGCACACCCCCACGUCCACCCCUCCUUCUUCCUGCCCCAGUUCCAGAACCCGGCGCUCGCGCACCCGCACCACCUGCCCACCGACGCAGCCACCGCGGCGGCCAUCUUGGGCUUCCUGUACGGGGGGAGUUUAGAGGGGGGGCAGGGGAUGGCGGCGCAUGGGCAUCCAGGGGUAGGGCCGGGGGGGAUGGGGGCUGCAGGGUUGGGGGGCAUGGGGUUUCCUCACGCCAUGGCCCACCGGGACCGCAUGAAGCCCGGUUUUGAGUUCAAGAGCGAGGAGCGUGUGUAUCCAGCGGGGGCGAUCACGGAGGCCGCGCUGUCUCUGUCCCACGCGCACACACACAGCCACACACACCCUCUGCUGCUGGGAGCGGGGGCUUCGGCGGGCGGGUCGACGAGUGAUGUGUCGCUCUAUGGCACCCCUCCUCCAUCUGCACCCCCCUCCCAGAGCCUCCCAAACACCCCCCUCACCACACCAGCUGCCCGUCACCCAAACCCCACCCCCCAGUCCAUCACAGCUCCACCCUCUGCCUCUCUAAUCCCACCCACUCUCCCUACCCAGCCCCCGCCAGCAGCGUCACAAGCCCCUCCCACCCCCACAGCCCCACCCCAAUCUGCCCAAGCCCCUCCCAUUGGCUCAGUUCUGCACCACCACUCUCCUCACCCGUCCUUCUCAAACGUUAACCCCGCCCACCCCGCACCUGUGCCCGCCCCUCAGUCCGCCUCCUCCGACAGUUACUCCUCCUCCCAGAGCCGCUCCCCCCUGAGUGAGAGAGCGUGCAGCGUAGAGAGAGAGAGGGAGAGGGAGCGUAGUGUGCCAGCAGAGAGAGAGAGAGAAAGGGAGCGGGAGAGAGGAGCAGUGGCUGCAGGAGGAGGAGGAGGAGGUGGUGGUGUAGGAGGAGGAGGAGUUGCAGCUGGAGGAGCAGCAGCAGGAGGAGGUGCAGGAGCAGGAGGCGCAACAACGGGGGCAGGAGCAACAGCAGGAGCAGGAGCAGGAGAGACACUCGGCCGUCUGCCGAUGCUGAACGUGACGCCACAUCAUCACCAGCACUCCCACAUCCACUCCCAUCUACACCUGCACCAGCAAGAUACAGCAGCGGGAGGGGUGCACCCCCUGAUGGACCCGCUGGCGUCCGGCUCCCCCCUCGCCCGCCUGCCCUACCCCGGGGCCACCCUGGGGCCCCCCAUCCUGGCGCACCCCCUCACUGACAGCGAGGUGCUACGCCAACAGCUCUUCGGUAAGCAAAGAGGUCCCUUCAGAGAGCUGCCCCAGUCCUCGUCUCUGGGUGGGUCCAUGUCGGCGGCUCACCAGCUGCAGGCCAUGCAGCAGGCCCAGAGCGCUGAGCUGCACAUCCAGCGGAUGGCGCUAGAGCAGCAGUGGAUCCACCACCACCACCACCACAGCCUGGCACAGGACGAGUACUACAGCCACCUGAAGAAAGAGAGUGACAAAACACUGUGAGGGAGGGAUCCGUGGGGUAGACAUGGAAAGAGGGGAGGAAGCAAUGGACUGAAGGAGAACGAAGAAAAUGAAGAAUUCGAGGAGCACAUGUGCAAAUAAAGAAACGAAUGAUAUUCGAAACGAGAGCACUGAAGAUGACUAGCAAAACUGGAAGGGUCGUGAGUCCCAGCACGCCAAUGAGAAGACCCAGAACUGAGCCGCCAAGUCAAGUCUGGCCAAUCACAGCCUGUGUAAUUACCGCAAACCCACCAGGCCCCACCCACACAUUCAGUGAAACUUCAACCAGUUCCGCCCAGCCUCAUGAUCAUUGUACCUUUGUAAAAUAGAGGCGGCGGAGACUGCAACAGCAACAGCGCCUGUACCAUAGAAUACUCCCCAGAGAAUGUCUGCAAAAUGAAGUCCUGUUUUAUGUCUUUGCAUGUAGCUAGAAGCCUACCCUAACCUGGUGAAACUCUUUGUUUGUUAAUGUUUGUUUGUCUUUUUGUUUAUGUUUCUUUACUGUUUGUUUGUUUUUUUUUUUAGUGAAGCCCUCACUCUAAAUGGACGGGUUUUUUAAUAAGUAUGCAUGAGACCAAUUUAGUGACAUAUUAUGUUUAUUAUUGAUAGUAUAAUGAUAAUAAUUAUUAUCAAUGUUGUCUGUUUGUUAAUAAUGAUAUGAUUAUAUAAACAUAUUAUUUUGUAUUAUUUUUUUACAUUUUCAUGGUAUCGCUGUUUAUUUUUAGUUUUUAUUUUGAAUUUCCCUUGUGAAAAAAAGAGAUGCAAAAUGAAGGAUGAUGAAAAAUAAAAGAUCGUUUUUCUACAUGUCUCCGGAGAA
Molecule: messenger RNA, 3599 nt
Organism: Clupea harengus (Atlantic herring)
Lineage: Eukaryota; Metazoa; Chordata; Actinopteri; Clupeiformes; Clupeidae
Gene: atn1
Product: atrophin 1
Cellular component (GO): nucleus
Molecular function (GO): transcription corepressor activity
Source: RefSeq, a predicted model, not a curated record